UUACUGGACCUGAUGAAGAAGUUUGCAAUUUCUGAAACACAGUGCAACCCCAGGCUAAUUUUUAUUCUGAAGCAUAUGGCCAACAUACCUUUGGUAAAUAAACUCAAUACCAAACAGCACUUAAACCUUUUCCAAGUAUGCAAACAACAAACUUUGCUGUCUGCACAUCCUGGUGUUUCACAGCAACAUAACUAUAUGCAAAGGAAAUCCAGAAUCCAUUCUUUGGUCUGCAGCAUGCCAUAUAUUGCAUGAUAGUUUUGAUACACCCAGAUCACAGUGCCAAUCUCUGGUAGGGUACAUCAUGGGAAGGUUGGUGCUUCUGGCUCUUCUCACACUGCUGCAACAAGGAAGUGCAGCAAAUGUCAAGAACCUCCCUGAGAUUGUUCACCAUGAGACGGCAAUAGGGGACAACGAAGUCAUGGGGCAGUGCACAGUGUACUGUGCUUCCCAGCCAACUGCAUCCUGCCCAGCUCUGGACCAUCUCCUGCUGUACCUGAGUACACAGGACAGCCUACAGGGACAGCUGGCACAGCUGAAGAACAGGACAGACAGCCUCGAUGGGCAGCUGCAGCAACUAGCUCAACAGGAGCUGAAUGAGUUUCAGGCAGAAGUUGACCUGAAAGCAACAGUUGAGGCUCUUCAGGUGACAAUCAGCAGUCAGGACAGCAUCAUCCAACAGCAGGCUGCAGCUUUACAGCAACUAAGCAACACCAUCCAGCAACAGGCCAGCAUGUUGCAGCAACAAGAAACCACUAACCGACAACAAGCAACAACCUUGCAGCAACUGGAAGACAAAGUGAACGGUCCCCGUGACUGCCUGGAGCUGUUAAACACCGGCCACACCACCAGUGAUGUCUACACCAUCUACCCAGAUGGAGGGGGGAAGAGCCCCAUCCAUGUGUACUGUGACAUGGACACUGAUGGGGGCGGAUGGACGCUCCUGCAGAGGCGACAAGAUGGCUCCGUGAACUUCUACCUUGACUGGCAGGCCUACAAGACAGGAUUUGGAGAUCUGAGGGGCGAGUUCUGGUUGGGAAAUAACAAUUUGCACCGCCUGACUGUCCAGGACGUGUAUCAACUGAGGGUGGACCUGGAAGACUUUGAGGGAAACUCAGCCUACGCCAAAUACAGCACCUUCAGGGUGGAGGAUGAACUCCACAGGUUCAAACUGACAGUAGGGGGGUUCUCAGGAACUGCAGGAGAUGCCAUGGCAGGCCAUAACUCCAUGUUCUUCUCAACCAAGGACAGAGACAAUGAUGCCAGUUCUUCCCAUUGUUCCCAGACCUACAAGGGAGCCUGGUGGUAUAAUUCCUGUCAUUCUGCGAACCUGAAUGGCUUAUACCUUGUUGGAGCUCAUGUGUCAAAUGCAGAUGGGGUUAACUGGUACGAGUGGAAGGGACAUCACUAUUCCCUCAAACACACUGAGAUGAAGAUCAGGCCACAUUAGAUUUACACUGACUGUAGGGAUUUUUUAUGGUCA
Molecule: messenger RNA, 1480 nt
Organism: Branchiostoma floridae (Florida lancelet)
Lineage: Eukaryota; Metazoa; Chordata; Leptocardii; Amphioxiformes; Branchiostomatidae
Product: ficolin-1-like
Exons: 6
Coding region: 302-1447 (381 amino acids)
Source: RefSeq, a predicted model, not a curated record